CUCACAUUCUCACAUCCCCACCUUUUAAUGCCUGAGGAUACUACUUCACUAUACCACACACAGGAGUACAACUUUGACCUAAUAAGAUUAUCCUUUGAGUAUGCUGACAGAAAUGGAGACGAUGGCUUAUGCUACCGAGAUCAAGCCUAGUGGAGGCAGGGGGGUCUGGAGUGGAGUGGCUCCUUCCUCCUGCCAUGAGGUUGACCUGGAAGUCAUCGAGGAGUACCUAAAGGAGCAUUCGCUGGAGGUCCAGCCUGCACAUACACCUGUAUCACCUCUGACCCCCAUGGGACAACACAUACACUCCAACCAGGACACCACGAUUAUACAGAACAUCUGGUCAGGUCAGCAUGCUUAUGAGUGGUACUGCGGUUCUCACAGUGAGGAAUACAGAGAUCAGCCUCCAGCCUGUUCUAGUCCCCAUGACAACCAAUGGGGACACAUGCCAUAUUCCAAUAAGGCACCUGCAUACAUUGACUCAGAUUCACAAUCUAGCAGCUCCCAGUACCAGGAUUCACCAUCACCUUCCUCUGACAUAGGAAGCAGGAAGGACAGAGACUCCUUGUCUCUUGCACCACUGUCAGGUAAGAGGAAGGAGCGGCUAUUCCAGUUCCUGUUUGAGAUGCUGCAGACGCCAUCAAUGCGGAGCUGCAUCUGGUGGGUCCAGUCCUCCUUCGGCACCUUUCAGUUCUCCUCCCAAAACAAGGAGAGCCUGGCACAGCUGUGGGGCCGGCGAAAGGGGAAUCGCAAGACCAUGACGUACCAGAAGAUGGCUCGAGCUCUAAGGAACUACUCUCGCACAGGCGAGAUUCACAAAGUUAAAAGGAAGCUCACCUAUCGCUUUGAUGAAAAGACACUAAAAGGUCUACAAGGCGACUCGACUACAGAGUAGAAAGCAGAAUGUAUAUUAGCAUAGAAAUAGCAUGAGCACAAAGGAUGUUCAGGGAAAUCACUCUGGGUAUCCCAUGAAUGUCUUUUCUGCUGAUUAUAGUUCUGUGGCAUUUUUCAGUUACAAAUGAAUACUGAGUAUUUGAAAAGCCAGAAAAGGAUACACUGUAGCUCAGAGUUUGUGGUACAUACAGAACCAUAUUGUGGUUGAUGUGAGGGAUGAACUGGAACUGACGAUGCUGAUGCAAAGAUGCAAACUUCAGGUACAGGCAAGCUGAGAGAGGUCAUCUGGCUUUUAACAAGUAAAU
Archocentrus centrarchus (flier cichlid) is the source of this 1196-nucleotide messenger RNA. RefSeq names its product transcription factor Spi-B-like. NCBI's taxonomy places the organism in Eukaryota, Metazoa, Chordata, Actinopteri, Cichliformes, Cichlidae. Bases 101 to 892 code for a protein of 263 amino acids. Gene Ontology annotation, biological process: cell differentiation; regulation of transcription by RNA polymerase II. Gene Ontology annotation, cellular component: nucleus. The transcript is spliced from 6 exons. Gene Ontology annotation, molecular function: sequence-specific DNA binding; DNA-binding transcription factor activity, RNA polymerase II-specific. The record is from RefSeq and is a predicted model, not a curated record.